GCUUUUUCUGUUGUUUCAAAGCUGCUAUCUCAGCGUAAACUUGACCUGCUGGAUGAACUUGUAUCAGCAGAGGUACUUCAGGUGCUGAAGGAAAAGCUGUCUUUGCUCCCUGACAACCACAGGGAUGCUUUAGCAGCUGACAUUGAUGCAAUCAUGUACACAACAGAAGGAGAUGUUCGCAUUUACUAUGAUGAUGAUGGAAGAAAGUUUGUUAGUAUCCUGAUGCGUUUUUGGUAUCUGAAUGGUGCUAACCUACCUGAUGAAGUACCAGGUGAAACCAAAGUUUUCCAGAUUGUGUUUGGAGAUGAAAGCACAGAAGAGAAAAGACAUCUUUUAACAGCAAACUAUGAGUUCCAAAGGGAAUUUACAGAAGGAGCAAAACCAGACUGGACAAUUACAAGGAUUGAACAUCCAAGGCUAUUGGAAUAAAUGCCUUCUACAGUCUUUUUAUGUACCAUUGUAAAUGUUGUGAUGUAACAAAUAUCAGGCUUUUUUGUCUCUCUUUUCCCUUCCUGCCUUCUCCUUCAAAAGAGGGAUGAAUUUUGUAUGUUUGAUUUCCCAGAAUUGUUUCUGAAACUCACACUGUGCUGUGGCAUUACAAUAAAGCCUUUUCCCUGGAGCAGGCUAGUACAAGUUUAAUUAGUGCUAAUGCUCGUCCAAGGCAUUUACACAGCACAGUUUCACGCAGGCUGGUAUUACAAGUGUGUCAACUUCUUAUAUUCUGAGAAGAAAUGGUAUUACUUGAAGAUAACACUUUUAUGGCUAGUGGCCCUUCU
Balearica regulorum gibbericeps (East African grey crowned-crane) is the source of this 776-nucleotide messenger RNA. Lineage: Eukaryota; Metazoa; Chordata; Aves; Gruiformes; Gruidae. The record is from RefSeq and is a predicted model, not a curated record.